AUGGUGCUGCGGCUGGCAUGCGGAUUGUGGCUGCUCGCGGCAGUGUCGGUGGCGUUCUCGCUCACCUGCGACGAUUUGAAUGAGCGCAUCCUGGUCCCAAAUGGAAAAUCCUGCAGCAAGGCGCCGGAGGGCAGCUGCUCGUCGUACUACCAGGACAAGGGUCAAGGGAAGUACAAGCUGUGCCACGGGCCGGGCGGCACUAAGUGUGCUUCUACUACGGUAUCAGGCUGCUCGGUGCCGCUCACCUGCGACGACCUGGCGGGGCGCUCUCCAGUCCCAGGCGGCAAGGGCUGCAGCAAGGCGCCAGAGGGCAGCUGCUCAUCGUACUACCAGGACAAGGGUCAAGGGAAGUACAAGCUGUGCCACGGGCCGGGCGGCACUAAGUGUGCUUCUACUACGGUAUCAGGCUGCUCGGUGCCGCUCACCUGCGACGACCUGGCGGGGCGCCUCCCGGUCCCCAAUGAGAAAGGCUGCAGCAAGGCGCCAGAGGGCAGCUGCUCGUCGUACUACCAGGACAAGGGUCAAGGGAAGUACAAGCUGUGCCACGGGCCGGGCGGCACUAAGUGUGCUUCUACUACGGUAUCAGGCUGCUCGGUGCCGCUCACCUGCGACGACCUGGCGGGGCGCUCUCCAGUCCCAGGCGGCAAGGGCUGCAGCAAGGCGCCAGAGGGCAGCUGCUCAUCGUACUACCAGGACAAGGGUCAAGGGAAGUACAAGCUGUGCCACGGGGUGGGAGAUGCAAAAUGUGGCUCUACAGAGGUAAUUGGCUGCUUGUCUCCCUCACCCAACGCAGCGCCGCUGCCGCCACCGCCCACGCCCGAAGGCCCAGCUUGCUGCACUGCCGCCGCACAGACCUGCGGGGAAACUUGCGCUCCGUGCUAUUCUUGCUUCAUGUGCGUUGGUCCGCAGCUCCUCCUCCCAUUAUGCUGGCCCUGCGCCUUCUGUGCCACGUGCUUGACUGACUGCGCAGAGUUCAUCCCCUGCUUCGCCUCCGAGCCCGAUUGCACCAACACGCUCAUCCACGGCGGACGGCUCCGCGACUGGAAGAUGGGGACCGAGACGUGCUCGUCGCCACCGUGCCCGCUGCUGCUUGUUUUUCACGCCGCAGCAAUGAACGCUGACGACAUGAUGACGUACACGCAGAUGAACACCAAGGUGAACGAGCACGGCGGUGCCAUUGUUGCCUACCCCAACGGCUUGGGUGUCGCCUCUGGUUUUAUCGGAAGGCGCAGGUUGUAUGUGCCAGGAGGUGUUUCCUGCUGGAGUGUACCGUACGCGGACAGGUCCAUGCUCGGUUUCGCGUGCAAUAAUGAGACCGUUCAGGAUGACGUGGGCUUCAUCAAUGCGCUCCUCGACACGCUUAUGUCUCGCUACUCGAUCGACCCUGGUCGCGUCUUCGCUACUGGCUUUGUAUUGGGCGGGGGGAUGACGAUGAAUCUCGCGUGCCAUCUCUCUCACCGCAUUGCCGCCUUCGUCACGGUAUCCCCUGGCCCUAUGACUGCGGCACUGCACAUCUUCAAUGGGUUGAUCAGCGAAGAUGACGGUGACCUAGCUCUGACUGUGGAGCAAUGGAGCUGCCCCUGGAACGGUCGACGAGGGCAAAUUCCCCUCAUGAUCAUACAUGGCACGGCCGACAAUCUCCUCCCGUUCGAGCCCUCGGUCCGGACGGCGCGGUGGUGGGCGACAAGCAUGGGCUACACGCAGGUCGAGUACCCUGGCUACCCCUGUGGCAGCUUCUCGUGCACCAGCACGGUUUGGACCGCGGGGGGUGCCUCGCCCGACGCCGACGACCUUCCCACACCUCUCGUGGCGCACAUAGCUGUGCACGGUGGCGGAAGCGACUGGGACCAACUCCCAGGCUUGGCCUACUUUGAAAGCGACUUCCAGGCUUGCACAUCGGGCUGCUUUGGCACCUCCGACCUGGCCCUCGAUUUCCUCUUCCGCUAUCGUAGCCCGCCGGCGCCGCCUUCACCACCGACGCGAACGGGGUGCCAGUGGGACGCGCCGUGGAUCGAGGAGUGCGCCGCCGGAUGCUGUUCCGACGCGCACGUGUGUGGUGGCGGCCACGAGAUGAUGACCAACCCUCCGUGCUGGGAGUGCCUCGACCAGUUGGACGGCAUCUGUGCGCCCUGCUGGGAAGAGGGCUGCCUACCUGCCUGCGCAGAUUGUUACAUUAAGCAGCCACCGUCGGCCCCCGCUCCGCCUAUGCCACCGCCACCGCUGGGCUGCCGGUGGGAGAAUGAAGAGUGCGCCGCCAAUUGCUGCGCCAGCACCGGCGAUGCCGCAAUUUGCGGCGGGAGGCACCCCUCAUUUGACAACCCUCCGUGCUGGGAGUGCCAAUUCAACAUGGACGGCGCCUGCGCGCCGUGCUGGGAGCAUUGCCUCCCCGCGUGCGCCGCGUGUUACACAGAGCUGCCGCCGUCCCCGACGCCGCCACCCCAGCCGCCUUCUCCACUCGGCUGCCGGUGGGACCUCGACGAAUGCGCCGCCAUGUGUUGCGCGAACACCGGUGACGCCGCGCUUUGCGGUGGUGGCCACCCCUCGUUCACGAACCCUCCGUGCUGGCAGUGCCAGGACAAGAUGGACGGCACCUGCGCGCCGUGCUGGCAACAUGGAUGCCUACCGGGUUGUGGCCCUUGCUAUAGAUAG
Emiliania huxleyi CCMP1516 is the source of this 2649-nucleotide messenger RNA. RefSeq lists its product as hypothetical. The transcript has a single exon. The coding region runs from base 1 to 2649 and encodes 882 amino acids. Lineage: Eukaryota; Haptophyta; Isochrysidales; Noelaerhabdaceae. The record is from RefSeq and is a predicted model, not a curated record.